AUAUUGAUUUCGAAUUGUAUCGAUGAUCAAAGAGGAAUCGAUCUAUAAUCGAUAUUCGCAUAUCGAAAAUAGAACUGCUUCGCGCUUUUUUCGAUUCUGAAGGUCCGAAAAAACAAACGAUGAAUAACACAACCUAAAUUAAAACUUGUAUACAAUAUUUUUUAAUCGUAACUGAAACCUCUCAAAAUUCUCCGUGAUUUUACUCGCACAAAAUUACCAAGUAUGUUCGGACGACAAAUCUUUUUGGACUCGAUGGCGAAUCAACAACAGCAAAGAAGACGGAACGAACUCCUUCGGCAAUUUUUAGAGAACCAAAGGCACGAAACACCGUUCACAGAAUUAGCAAUUCCUUCUUUAAGAAACGAUGGACUGACUCUUGACUUAAAUUUCAUCCUCCUCGAGGAUGCAGAUCGCGUUCAACCAAAUGAAAUGUGUCUUCGAACAAAUUCAAGUAACCGUCAUUUAUUGGAAUAUAUAAGACAAAUGGAAGAAAGAUACAUAGCCAUGGAAAAGGAAUUGACCAGGACCAAGAUGUUAAUACAUACAAUACCGCGAAAUACCAAAGUCAUACAUCAAAUGUCCCAAACAGACAUAGAUUGGGAAAAAUUUUCUCUCGUGAACAAGUAUUUAUCCGGAUCUCCUUUGGGAAAUCAGUGUAAAAAGAAUGAAGAAAAGACGAACGUUUCGUUUAGAAGAAAAAAUCAUUCUACGAAGAAAAAUAAAGAUAGCAACGGUAAAACUUUCGGCGAUAUAGAUUGGACAAAAAACAAAAGCUUCUCCCAGAAUCCGCAGAAUGACGUUUACCCAAUAAAAGAAGAUUCUGUUAAUCGCUUGAAUCUUAUUUGCGAUAAAGCAUCGGUGGAAGUAUGCCAAAGGCUCGACAAGAAACAUGAACCGGAAACGUCGUCCCAUACCGGCUUCGACGUUAAACACGAAGAUCAUACGCAGGCCGGUUGCACCGUAAACACGGCUGAAUUUCGACCUAUAAUGGGGCCGAAGUUUAGUAACGAUGUUCCUGAACGAAAAUCUGAAAUGUAUCAAUCUACCUCGAAUCGAUCAUCGAAUAUCCGUUACGAAGAGAGAAAUACGUUGAAAAGAAUGAAGAUUUUCGAAAAUCCAAAUUUGCACCGUAAAGAAAAUUCUCACGUAGGUCAAACGUAUCAAAGUAAUCGUAAUCAUUGGAACAAUCCAUGGAAGAAAUUGAGCUACGAAAGGACGCGUGCCGUGAACGAUCCCGCGAGAAAUUUUACUCGGUUGGUGCAAAAACAGAGGAAAGAAACGCAUAAGAAUGUACCAACUCCGCGAAGUAACGUUCACACUGCUUAUACUCCUAUGGUGCAACCGUCCACGUGGAAUCCCAUGUUAGACACUAACGGAUUCACGAUUCAAUUACUAAGACUGGCGGUGUUGCUUUACGCUCCAGCAUUGAUGCCAGCCCUAAAUUCGCUAAUCGCUCGGCAAAAUGCUCAAACCUCGAUUCCUAUCCCGUGUACGGAAGGUUCGAACGAUUUAUUAACUCAGGUAUUCACGAUUCUGAACAAUCAACAGUCCGUCCCGAAUUUACCUUACGUGUCGAGUACCAGGACCGAGGAGAACACGCAGUUUCCGGUCGAAUCGACUUCCAGGAAUUCACCGUCAAAUUCGGAAAAUAUCGGGAAGGAAGUAGAAGAGGAGAGCUGCGACACGAGGAAAGAAUUCGAAAAGAAUACGAUCGCUGUUAACACUUCCCUCGAGAUGUGCACCUGUGCUAACGCGAACAAAUCGUCCCCUGAAUGUAGCCAAAGUACCUUGCACGAGCAACCGGAAGUAGACGAGGAAAAUCCUGUGAAGAUUUGAAAAUGACAGACGGAAUAUUAUUUCGAGAUAGCAUAAUUGAUGGCUAAUAGAUCGGGGGGGGGG
This is a messenger RNA of Osmia lignaria (orchard mason bee), 1899 nucleotides long. RefSeq lists its product as uncharacterized. The record is from RefSeq and is a predicted model, not a curated record. NCBI's taxonomy places the organism in Eukaryota, Metazoa, Arthropoda, Insecta, Hymenoptera, Megachilidae.